AUGGAGAAAGGAUGGAAAAUUGAUCUACAGCGUCUUCGGCCACCAGCCUGGUCAUGCGGCACCAGAAUUGCACGGCCGCCUAGCUCGUGCUCCUGGUCUCGGGCUCACCGUGCAAGGGAUUACGACCGUCCAACAAUUCCGGAAACCGCGAAGCGCCUCUAUACAGCCCCCCGAGGGCAUAGGGUCGAGCUCCGAUGCCCAGCGAUCGGAUCCCCGGCCGUGGAUAGGAUUGUGUGGACGAAGAAUGGAGUGCCACUCACAGGGGUUGAUGGGGCAGCGUUGAGCCUGACCAAUGCGCUGGAGGGUGAUGCGGGUGUGUAUGGGUGUGUCGCGGAAAAUAUGGUCGGGAGAAGCGAUCAAUUUGAGAUGCAUUUGGUGAUUGCAGAAUCCCCAAGAUUCUCCGCUCGUCCUCCUCCCCUCAUCUAUUCCAAAGUGGGCGGGGCCAUCGAGGUGGAAUGUCUCGGUUUUGGCGAUCCGAUGCCCGUGCAGUAUUGGCUCCGUGACAAACGCCGUAUCUCCGGGUCGAAACUGACGAUUCCGUCAGUGUCCCGGGCCGAUCACGGUUCGUACAGUUGCGUACUCACCAACCCCGUGGCGACGGUGAAGGCCGAGCUCAAGAUCUAUGUACAGAAUACGAUCCCGCAGCCAGCCUCAAUUUCUUCAAUCGAAUGUUUGGGAGAGGGUGGCCUCGUUGUCGAGUGGAAUCCAGGCUACGAUGCGGGUCUCCCACAAAGUUUCACCCUCCACUACGAAAAUGUCGAAAUGACGGACGAGAGGGGUACGGUACGAUCGAAGGAUACGCAGGCACAAAUUGCUGGCCUGUCCCGAUUCGCGGGCUACCGUCUGGCCGUGGAAUCGACGAACGCGGAGGGAUCGAUAAAUUCGACGAUUCGCGAGAAAAAUGUAUGCUCACGACUUGUUGCCCCGCCUACCGUAGCCGUGAGCCCCCCAAGUGCCUCAAUAUACCAUCAGAAUGGUGCCACUCCGUCCCCAGCUGCCAGCCUGUUUUGGAUGGGCAUCGGCAGUGGCGUGUUCCUGUUUCUCUUCCUUUUCCUGUACUUUGUAGCCAGACGGAAUGGCUAUUUCUGUCAAUAUUCUGGGAAGCAGAGGCGAUCAUCGAUCCGGAAAUCGACUGGGAUAUCGGCCUACGACCCAGCGCAUGCGCCCGGCAAUUCGUUCAUCGGCGGCUCGGUGAAAAUCCUAGAAGACGGGCUGGACAGUGGCCAUUGGUCUGGCUCGCGAAACGACGCCAUCAACGGAUUCGUCCGCGAGCCGUAUUCCUACGAUGAGCUCGAGAUCGAAUGCUCGUCGGCAGUGGAAGAAAUGUUCCGCGAGCAGUACGUGUACGGACGGGCCGUCCAUCUCGAAGAAAACCCACGAGCGCUCAUCCUUGAAGAUUUACGGAUAGAACGGCUGAAAAAAGAGUGCCGAGCGGCCGCCCAAGAGAUC
Molecule: messenger RNA, 1449 nt
Organism: Mesorhabditis spiculigera
Lineage: Eukaryota; Metazoa; Nematoda; Chromadorea; Rhabditida; Rhabditidae
Source: the annotation of a GenBank genome assembly